This is a messenger RNA of Penicillium atrosanguineum, 333 nucleotides long. RefSeq names its product acetyltransferase. Lineage: Eukaryota; Fungi; Ascomycota; Eurotiomycetes; Eurotiales; Aspergillaceae. The coding region runs from base 1 to 333 and encodes 110 amino acids. The transcript is spliced from 2 exons. The record is from RefSeq and is a predicted model, not a curated record.
AUGUCCCGAGUAUCUCCCGGAGGGGUGUUCCGUUGGUUCGUGCCCAGGCUAACAUCCCAGGAAACGAAAACGAAGGUGCAUGAAACUCGCACGAGAGUGGACGAUCAGCCCGAUGCAAAUCAGAUACGUCUUCUGCUUGGCUGGCCAUGCGAAAGACACGAGCCCUGGGGUGUCCCUGGUUGGUCCAAGUGGUUGAUUGCUGCAAAGUUGGUCGAGACUUCAACCGCUGCCCAUUCCACUGUUGCUCUCGUGUAUCUUGACGACAUGCGUAUGUCUCCGUCCUUGGACAUACACUGCGCCUCCGGCGUCAACCAUCGGGGAAACAAGGAAUAA